AUGAAUCUGUUUAGGUUAGCAGGAGACAUAACCCAUCUGCUCAGCAUAGUGGUCUUGUUCCGUAAGAUCCGCACCACCAAAUCUUGUGCAGGAAUUUCACUCAAAACUCAAGAACUCUACGGGUUGGUCUUUCUUACUCGAUACAUUGACUUGGUUAUCAAGUAUCACUCCUUGUAUAACACUUUAGGGAAGCUCAUCUUUAUUGGAACUUCUCUUGCCACGGUCUGGCACAUGAGGUACCAUAAAGUAGUGAAGCAAACCUACAACAAAGAUGAAGAUACUUUCAGACAUUACUAUCUCAUCCUUUUUUGCUUGGGGCUGGCUCUUCUGAUUCCGCGUUCUUUUACAGUAAUUGAGGUUCUGUGGGCAUUUUCGAUAUAUCUUGAAGCCGUAGCAAUCUUACCACAAUUGGUUUUACUGCAAAGGUCUAGAAACAUUGAUAACUUAACUGGAAACUACGUUUUCCUUCUUGGUGCUUACCGAGCCCUAUAUCUUCUCAAUUGGAUUUAUCGUUUCUUCACAGAGCUUCACAGAGUUCUCUGGAUACCUUGGGUUUCAGGCCUUGUUCAGACUGCUCUUUAUGCUGACUUUUUCUACUACUAUAUUAAGAGCUGGAAGAAACACGAGGAGCUUAAGCUUCCUGCUUGA
Messenger RNA from Prunus armeniaca (apricot), 648 nucleotides. The record is from the annotation of a GenBank genome assembly. Lineage: Eukaryota; Viridiplantae; Streptophyta; Magnoliopsida; Rosales; Rosaceae.